UAUAGGACUUAGUGGGUUGAGACUAGUUCUCGAGCUCUUUCAGCUCAUUACCAACACCAGAGGAUAUUUAAAGGACCCGAUGAACUAUCUGGAAGUGGUUAUAUUUGGGCUGACUAUCGUUUUCUGUCUCUCCAUCAUACAGUACCCAGAUACCAGUCCCAGCUAUUUUCAGUGGGAGGUUGGUUGCUAUGUGGUAGUAUUUGCGUGGUACAACAUGUUAAUGUCUCUCAAGAAACUCCCUCUUAUUGGAAUCUACGUUCUCAUGAUUAAAAUUCUCCUGGAAUCCUUCAUCAAAGUGAUGCUGCCAAUCUUUCUGUUUCUCAUUCCAUACAUUCUGAUGUUCCAUAUGAGUUUUCCGGAAACUGAAACGUUUAAAGGAAUCGGCACCUCGAUUGGCAAAGUAGUGACGAUGUUCACCGGACAAAGUUUAAGCUUCGAAACGUACUUUGUAGCCGCAAAUUCAGCCAUCCCCGACUUCAUCCACCCUGUUCAAUACCCGUACUCAACUUAUCCUCUUUACAUGAUGUUUCUCUUUCUCUGCCCUAUCAUCCUCAUGAACCUGCUGACUGUUUUGGCUAUUCUUGAUGUGGCUGAAACGAGGAUAACAUCCAAGUUGCGGAGAUCAGCAGAGAGGAUCGAGCAAAUAUUUCGAGCGGAGAAGAUAGUUGGAAAACUUUCAUUCUGCGGUGUUUUUGCCGUGUCUCGCUACCCUCACGGAAAAGUGUACCCAAACAAGGUAGUCUAUCCACUGUCCCUAUUCUUCUGUUUUGGUAAAACAGUAUACGACUUCAAAGGCAGUCAUGUGGUCGAGAUCGUGUCUAGACGCCGUCAGGUUGACGGUGAUGGAGAAUUGAGACUGAAGAAGAUUCAGGGACAAGUUAUACGGAUCAUAACAGCACUCAACCAGCUGAGUGCCAAGAUCGAUGUAAACACCAUGCAGGUCGACAAAAACGUUAACUCCGAGGAGAUCGAGAUAAGAAAAAGUAGAAUUAUUGACACAGAAUCUGGACCUGCUUGAUUAAUGUGAAUUUUGUGAAAUU
Molecule: messenger RNA, 1040 nt
Organism: Bolinopsis microptera
Lineage: Eukaryota; Metazoa; Ctenophora; Tentaculata; Lobata; Bolinopsidae
Product: transient receptor potential cation channel subfamily A member 1-like
Exons: 7
Coding region: 80-1018 (312 amino acids)
Source: RefSeq, a predicted model, not a curated record